This is a messenger RNA of Chelonoidis abingdonii (Abingdon island giant tortoise), 1339 nucleotides long. RefSeq names its product inositol polyphosphate 1-phosphatase-like. The record is from RefSeq and is a predicted model, not a curated record. Gene Ontology annotation, biological process: phosphatidylinositol phosphate biosynthetic process. NCBI's taxonomy places the organism in Eukaryota, Metazoa, Chordata, Testudines, Testudinidae. Gene Ontology annotation, molecular function: inositol-1,4-bisphosphate 1-phosphatase activity.
UGGCGGGGGGGCGGGGGGAUGUGGGGCAGCCCGGCCCGAAGGGGUUAACCCCGCGGCGUCACAUGGCCGGGCGGGGACCCGCCCCUCGCGGGGGUGUCGGGACGAUCCCACCCGUGAUCCGUCAGCGCCCGCGAGCGGCCGCAGCAUCUCUGAGCCCGGCGGACCCCCGCUCCACCAUGGCGGCCCUGCUGAAGAGCCUGGUGGGGGCAUCGGAGAAGUCGGCCCGCAUUGCCCAGCUGUGCCGCCAGGAGGAGGCGCUCUUCCAGCUGCUCAUCGAAGAGAAGACGGGGACCGACAAGAACAAGAAGUUUGUGCAGGAUUUCAAGACGCUGGCGGACGUGCUCAUCCAGGAGGUCAUAAAGCACGACGUGGGCAAGGAGUUCCCGGAGCUGCAUGGGCACAUCUGCGGGGAGGAGUCGAACCAGUUUGAGAACAGCCUGGGAGAGACCCUGGAGGUGCAGGUGUGUGCGACCCAGCAGGACACGGCCUCGCUGCUCUUUACAAUCCUGGACCGGAACCGGCCGGCGGCCGAGCUGCUGGCAGCGGCCAUCCACCAGGAGGUGGUGCUGCAGGACCCGGCGCUGGACGCUGUGGCGCUGGCAAUCCCCCCGGAGAGACUGGCCAUCUGGAUUGACCCCAUUGACUCCACCAAUCAGUACAUCCGCGGCCAGGCCUGUGUGGCGCCCAUCGGUGGCAUCUGUCCGUCCGGGCUGCGCUCAGCGCUGGUGCUCAUCGGGGCAUACGACCGCAGCUCGGGAGACCCGGUCCUGGGGGUCAUCAACGAGCCGUUCUUCCGAGAGGACCCCCUAACCCACAGGUGGCAGGGUGUCUAUCACUGGGGCAUCUCAUACCAGGGCACCAGCCUGUCCUCGCUGCGCCGGCCCCCGCUGUGCCCCAAGCCCUCUGUCGUCCUGAGCAGCAGUGAGACGCCAGCGAUCCAGCGGGCGCUGAGGCCACUGUACGGGGAGCGGCUGCGCUUCGUCUCAGGCGCCGGCUACAAGAUGCUGUGUGUGAUCCUGGGACUGGCCGAGGCCUACAUCCUCUCGGAGGGCAGCACCUUCAAGUGGGACUCGUGUGCCCCCCAUGCCAUUCUGCGGGCCCUGGGCGGAGGGAUGGUGGACCUGGAGGCUGCCCUGCAGGCCUGGCGCGCUGGCCAGCGGGGGGCGCUGCCAGAGCUGACCUACCACCAGCCUGCGGGGGACGCCGUGGGGGCCGAGCGCUGGGCCAACCGGGGGGGCCUGGUGGCCUUCAUGCACCGUGAACACCUGGAGUUGGUGAUGGCCACGCUGGCCACUGCUGCCCUGUGACCCGCAAGGGACUGCCUGGGGGGUGGGGGGAG